This is a messenger RNA of Insectozyma verbasci, 1353 nucleotides long. The record is from the annotation of a GenBank genome assembly. Lineage: Eukaryota; Fungi; Ascomycota; Pichiomycetes; Serinales; Debaryomycetaceae.
AUGUUGGUUAAACUAAGUUUGUUAACUAGUUUAUUAUCAUUUUCCUUGGCCCUUCCAUCCAUUAAAGUUGAAGGUAAUGCUUUUUGGAAUGAAGAAAGUGGUGAAAGAUUUUAUAUUAGAGGAGUUGAUUACCAAAUUGGUGGUUCAUCAGAUUUAACUGAUCCUUUAGCUGAUUCAGAUACUUGUGAAAGAGAUAUUAAAUAUUUUCAAGAGCUUGGAAUCAAUACUGUUAGAGUUUAUUCAGUUGAUAAUACCAAAGAUCAUGAUGAUUGUAUGGAUUUAUUGGCUGAUGCUGGAAUAUAUGUUAUUUUAGAUGUUAAUACACCUCAUUCAUCAAUUACAAGAUCCAAUGCUGAUUGUUCUUAUAAUAGUGAUUAUUUACAAGAAAUUUUUGCAACUGUUCAAGCUUUUGCAAAAUAUAAUAAUACACUUGGUUUCUUUGCUGGUAAUGAAGUUAUAAAUGAUGGUCCAUCAUUAGAAGCAGCACCAUAUGUUAAAGCUGUUGUUAGAGAUUUGAAAACAUUUAUCAAAAAUAGAAAUUUUAGAUCAAUUCCAGUUGGUUAUUCAGCUGCUUCAGUUGUUGAAUAUAGAUUAGCUUCUGGUUUAUACUUUAAUUGUGGUGAUGAUGAUUUAGCAAGAAUUGAUAUGUAUGGUAUUAAUGAUUAUUCAUGGUGUGGUGAAGCUUCUAUGACUACUUCUCAAUAUAGUCAAGAAAUGAAAGAUUUUGCUAAUUUUACCGUUCCAAUCUUUUUUUCAGAAUUUGGUUGUAAUGCUGCUAAACCAAGACCAUUUAGUGAAAUUGAAGUUAUAUACUCAGAUGAAAUGAGUUCUGUUUUUAGUGGUGGUCUUGUUUAUGAAUUUUCAGAAGAAUCAAACAAUUAUGGUUUAGUAGAAAUUGAUGGUGAUUCAGUUUCUCCAAAAGAUGAUUUUGAUAAUUUGAAAAAAGAAUUUAAUAAAACUUCAAAUCCAAGUGGUGAUGGUGGUUAUUUGAGCACUGGUGGUGCUAAUAAUUGUCCAUCACAAUCAAAUGAUUGGAAUGUUACUAAUGAUAUUCCAGAUACUCCAAAUGGAGCAUUGAAAUAUUUAAAAGGUGUUGCAGAACCAAGUGGUAAUGGUUUUAACGCUUAUGUCCAAGGUAAUUGUAAUAGUGAAGAUAAUGAUAAUGAUGAUUCAGGUAAUUUAACAAGCACUAUUGGUGCAGAUGUCCAUACACCAUCAUCAAGACAAUCAUCUGCUACAUCAAGUUCAUUAAGUUCAACAACUUCAACCAGUUCAAAACAAAAUGAUGCUGCUAUUGCAUCAUCAGGUAUCGUUGGUAUUUUAGCUUUAGCUGCUGGAUUUGCUUUGAUUUAG